CUGACGCGUUUUUGGUGACCUUCAAUUUGGCAACUACCACCAUGGCCGACAAUCAGAAUUCGUCGUUUCCGACAUCGUUCGGCAAUAUGUCCGACGUACAGCUGGGGCAGACGAUAAAUCAGCUGUCGUCGGCUGCCCGGACGUAUGCACCGACGCCGCAACUGCCACAAACGGUCUCAAAAGCAUAUGUGAAGAAUCUUCAUGCGUGGACGACGACAGCGACACCCCCUCCAAAAAAUGCUGCGACCGGCGCCAGAAGUACACGGGCGAGAGGAGCGAACCGGUCGACAAACCUCACCAAUACACCAACACCAACGACGACAUAUACACCACAGAUAGUCUAUCAACAAGCCACUCCUCAGCCGCCAGUACAGCCAGUAGUGAUACAAGCUCCACCGCCGCCAAACCCGCCCAGGUCAAUACUACCGACUACACCGCAAGCCUUGGUAUCUACCUAUUCUUCGCGGCUAAAGACAGGUGCAACGCUACUAAUGCAGCCUAUACUUGCCUCGUCUUCAUCCAACGCGGCUUCAACAAGUACAAGAGCUGCCACACGACGCGGCGGUGUAGUCAACUAUGCCGACCCAGGUUCCGGCGACGACCUUCCUGACGCUGGUGCGCUCGAUUCCGACGACUCUGAUUUUGUAGCGAGCGGAGGAACGAGGACAGCGAUCCGACAACAGGGUAGCUCCACCAGGGCACGCAUGAGUGCUGGGAUGUCUGUGUUCAAUUCAACAACAGGCGUCACUACUACACGCCAGCAAUCGACGCCACCACCCCCUCCACCGCCACUACCCGAAAAGACAGAGCUCGACCAGAGUUAUCUAGGUCAGGUUCCGCCUUCUCGGUUCAUAACAGCCCGCCCUUUCUAUCCUACUCCCCAUACGUACGCGUCUCCAGACAUCCUAGCCGCUCACUCAGAAAGACGUUCAUCUUUGGUGCCUAUACGUGUUGAAUUUGAGACAGAGACGCACCGAAUACGAGAUUGCUUUGUGUGGAAUCUUUACGAGAAUAUCGUCAGACCAGAGACUUUCGCAAAGACUUUUUGUAAUGAUCUUGAUCUACCGAUCGUCCCCUGGGCUGAAACGGUGGCAAAUCAAAUAAAAGCUCAGCUGGAAGACCAUGAGGGUAUCGCUUCGAUGGAUUUGGGUAUUGAUGGAGCAGUGAAUGGCGAAGAAGAUGGCCGUGAGGAAGUCGCAGAAUGUCGGGUUAUUCUCAGCAUCGAUGUGCAGAUUGCCACACACCACCUUUUGGACCACAUAGAGUGGGACCUCCUUUCACCGCUAACGCCUGAAGCGUUUUCUACUCAGCUCUGUGCAGACCUCGGAUUGGCCGGAGAAGCCUAUGUCAUUGACAAGUCUGGGGUCGUGAAGGACAAGACAGGGUUAAACAUUGGAUGGGGCGGUAACCGACCAAAGGGCCUGCAGAGUGUAUGGCGGGACUGGGCUGAUGCGCAGGAGUUUGCUACUAGGUUUGAGGAAUUGUCGGCAGAGGAAGUGGAGAGAAGGGAGAUUGAGCGUGAAAGAGCGACCAGAAGAUUGAGGAGAGAAACAAGCAAGUUCCAGAGCUCUACGAGGAGCAGACGGCGGUGAUACGUUACGCUGUUUGGUGAACAGAAUCGAUUGCUGUGCUUUGAUCAUGCUGACUUGGGUUUCGCAAUAGUAUUGAAGACUAUCUUAUGUAUAUUGUAUUCACUAUUCCAUGUCUUGACCAGGCCACGCUCUCCUCUGGCGCCAGGUCUAAUUGCAAAGAAAAUGCCAAACCUUUGGUGUCGUGAUACUCAAAUCUCAAGUAGUAGGAUUUGCCUAUCUUUCUUCGUUCCUGUUCUUCUUGCUCGAUUGUGUUUGUGAUAUGAUUGAUAGUUAACCCGCCAUAAUUACCUUUAGAGCUAUUCUGGAACCGUUUAACUAUAACAACGUUAGCUAAGGCACGUACUGCCGCGACGCUUUUUCCCGGCCCGGUGACGCAUGAAUUUUGUAUCCACC
Desarmillaria tabescens is the source of this 1985-nucleotide messenger RNA. RefSeq lists its product as uncharacterized. NCBI's taxonomy places the organism in Eukaryota, Fungi, Basidiomycota, Agaricomycetes, Agaricales, Physalacriaceae. Gene Ontology annotation, molecular function: transcription coregulator activity. The coding region runs from base 42 to 1592 and encodes 516 amino acids. Gene Ontology annotation, biological process: positive regulation of pseudohyphal growth by positive regulation of transcription from RNA polymerase II promoter; chromatin remodeling. Gene Ontology annotation, cellular component: nuclear chromosome; nucleus. The transcript has 5 exons. The record is from RefSeq and is a predicted model, not a curated record.